Molecule: messenger RNA, 7530 nt
Organism: Scatophagus argus
Lineage: Eukaryota; Metazoa; Chordata; Actinopteri; Scatophagidae
Gene: zcchc2
Product: zinc finger, CCHC domain containing 2
Exons: 14
Coding region: 206-3679 (1157 amino acids)
Molecular function (GO): nucleic acid binding; zinc ion binding
Source: RefSeq, a predicted model, not a curated record
UCCGGAAAUGAAGAGUAGAAGAAGAAUGUAACGCAGGGAAGGAGCUACAGUACUAUCGCGGUGUCAGAUGAUUAGCUUAUAGUAAAAAUACUGUUAAACGACGCACAGUUCGCCUCUCUUUCCAGCAUUACGAAGCUAUCUUGGUUGUCAAUAAUGUAUCUUGCUCCGUUAUUUACAUUUUGAAGCCUUUCUCGUAUCGCUGAUAAUGCUGAAAAUGAAGCUACCGAUGAAAACGGGCGAGGAAGGAGGCGACGAAACGGCCGAGGACGAUUCAUUGGACCAGCCGGAGCACCAACAUAUUCCCAGGGCUGUACCUCCCUCUUCGGUGUCGGACAGGCUGGAUGAGUCGCCUAGACCUUACGUGUAUCCAUCCCAGCUGGACAAGGAGACUGUUUUUGAGUGGUUCGGCCUUCAUCUAAACCCCGCUAAGCGGAUCGAGUUCAUGUGCGGGCUGCUACAUAUGUGCCAACCCCUGGAGCUUCGCUUUUUUGGAUCUUAUUUAGAGGAUCUCGCUAGAAAAGAUUACCACGUUUUAAGGGACUUUGAGUUUCGGGCAAAUAGUCCGAGCGAUUUGGGAGUUUUAACGGAUGUGACUGACCCAGUGGUUAUGUCCAAACUCCUGGUCUGCCUGUCUCUCCUCGGGUCUGACAGCAGGGACUGCGCUGGAAUCCUCUUUGGGAUACUGAGCCAUGUAGACCCGGCCUUGUUCUUCAAAAAUUAUGACUGCUCCCUUCCUCCAUUCAGGGACACUCAGCACCACUCGUCCCAUCAACCGUGUCAGGAUGGGAAUGUGUACGGACGAUCAGAUCGGAGUUGCGGCUUCUCCACCAACGAAACAGCGACCGGACCUUUAGAGCAAUUGGCACUACUUUUUACUAUGGCCUCUCUACACCCAGCUUUCCAUUUCCAUCAACGGGAGAAGGUCCGAGGGCAGCUUGAGAAAAUAGAGCUUUCCAUUGAGGAGGAGAGACAUCAAAGCCAGCUUAGAAUAAACGCCCAGUCAACGGAGCUGAUGGGCCAGAAGGUGGAUUACUUGCCUUCCCCAGCAGAGUUGAGUGAAUGUGCAGCCUCCCAUCCUCCAUGCCAGAGCCGACGCUCCGGCCGCUGGGCCGCACAAAGAGAAGCAGUGCAUAUAGAGGGAAUUGUGCUCAGGGGCAUCUCUCGGACCAGAAUAGACAAGGAGUACAACUUUGAGGUGAAGUGGUCAGACUCCUCUUCCAGUACUGUGACCAAAACCCAUCUGGAACUGGAGAAUUUCCUUCUCAAGCUUCCUAAGGAUCAGUGUACUGAAUCUUUUGAGAAGAGCAUCCUGAGGCUUCUGAACCAGGGAGACCAGACUGAGAGCAGGGAUGUGGAGAAGAACCUCAGGGCAAGGUUCCUGUCUGCUCCUCCCAUCUUCAGACAGACCAGAAAGGUCUGCAGCUUCUUUAAUUGUGACUCCAGUUACUCUACAAAACCUAAUUGCUGCAGAUGCAACUGCCAGCUGGGUAAGGUCUACCAGAGGGACUGCUCUGAUGCUUCCAGUCAGGAGGAAGAGUCCUAUGUUCAGGGACACAAGAAAAAGCACGGAGCAAGUAAGAGUCCAUGUCAAAGUCUCACUACUGCCAAGGGAUCCCAGGGGGACAGUCGGAGGGGCGUCCACACCGCAGAGCUCAAUGGACCAGCAGAGAGGAGGAAGAGCUGUACACUGAGGAGCAGCCAGGAGGCUGAGCAGCACAUGGAACCUGAAAAGAGAAACCACCCAGUCACUAAAGCGAAGAGCAGAGGCCUGCCCACAGACAGGGCCAAGGGGAAGGGUGCUGCCUUUGUAACCAAUGGCAGGCUGGUACCAGCACUGUCACCUCAGAGGAAAGAUGGAGGUUCUGGUCUAGAUACCUUCGGUGAAACAUCGUCAGAAAGCUACAGCUCUCCAUCAAGUCCUCAGCACAGAGGACCGGAGAGCAUGGAUAGUGAGGACGACAACAACAAAGAUACAGACAGCCACUCCGAUGACUCCAGCAAAUGUCCGGGCCCUGACAUGUUCUUCACUCAGCAGACUGAUCCAGCUGCAGCAGAGGAUCUCCCGUCUGUCCACUGUCUGUCUUCCAAGACCCAGAUAGAGCCGCUAUGCCCAGAGACCAGCACAGAUUUCCCGCCGCUCUCCCUGCCCCCCUUCAUGCAUCCUCUGCCCUAUGUGCUCCCCAAUGGGGCUGUUGACUCUCCACUCCCUCUGGUCCCUCCUCUCAGCCAAAGCAUUGUCCCAGAUGUGAAGCCCUCAUCGGGGACAGUGAUGAUGCAGAUGCCCUUAGUGCCUUCAGCUGUCCCAGGUCCUGGAAUUGUAGGAGACCCAGAGAAGAGGGACAUGCUCCCGACCUUUGGCAUUCCACCCAUUGGCCUCCACCCUCCAGGAGGUCCUGCUGUGCAGCCUAUGGUUCAGAGGUUUAAAACAGCUUUGCCUCACAGCCAAGGUGGCACUGAUGGAGCCUCAGGGAAUGGUUCUACUCCUGCCCACCCACCAGCUUCACACACGAUUCCCGUAAGAGCCAUUAGUGUCAUAUCCUCUGGUCCUGCAUCUUACUCAUCUCCUCUUCAGCAGUCUCUGCCCUGCCAAGACCCAGCCAGUGUCAGCUCCGGCCUGGCCCUCUCUCUGCCACAUGUGGAGACUUCACACGCCAAGCACCCCGGUUUAACCCUACCGUCUGGCCUGCCUUCUCCCUACACCCUGCCCGCUGUCCCCACCUCUGUCAUGCCUGCUGUAGGAGCGCCUGCAGCCACUGGAAUAACUCCGUCACCUGGACAUGUACAAUCAGUUGUUCCACCAGCUGUGCCCACCCACACGCCUGGACCUGCCCCCAGCCCCAGCCCAGCGCUUACUCACAGCACAGCACACAGCGACUGUACAUCGUACAGCAACAGCAGUGCUUCCUGUGGAAGUGCCACUGUCGCCCCUGGCAACCCUAUUACUGCUCAGCAAACCCAGCAGCAACAGAUGCCCACGCAGCAGCCAACGCCACAACAACCACAACAACAGCAACCAGUGGGCUGUGGGACCUGCGGUUGUCACAACAACUGCGGCGGUCGAGUCAGUGUCAGUAACAACAACAGUGUCAGUGGGGCCUCUGGCUGCCAGGCACCCUUAUUCUUCCCUGCCCACCAGAUGGCAGCAGCACGGCAGGUGUUCAGCCUUUCUCCUCUUUUCCAGCUCACAAGCCUGUGCAGUACCAGUUACCUCACCCAGGGCCAGCCUCCGCACCAGGCUAACAGUGCUGCCACCCUGUCCCCCUUCUUCCCCACUGCUCCUCCUCCGGCACAUCCGCCCCCUUAUGGCCCCCUCCACACUCACUCUCACAGCCACGCGGAUGUGCCGUCACACAUGCUGAGCACCCAGGCUGCGGCAGCGGCGGCGGCCGCAGCUGCAAACUACAACCUCCAGCAGCAAAUGGCGCCAGCAGCAUCGUUCUGCCAGCGUGUCUACCAGCAGCAUAUGUACCCAAAUCCGUUGGGUAUAAUGCCUGCUGCUACACUUGGGGGAGGCGGAAUCAACAAGAAGAACGGCAAUGUGUCCUGUUAUAACUGUGGUGUGAGUGGCCACUACGCUCACGACUGCAACCAGCCCUCCAUAGACUCCACACAGCAAGGUGGCUUCCGGCUAAAGUACGCAGCCUCCCACAUUUCAGAAGCACUUGACAAUGCAGACUGAAGAGGAAGAGAGGACGAAGAGGAGUUCCACAGGUCUCGUUUUCCCACAGUGACGUUUCCUCUUUUCUUCCCCAGCCGCUGUGUGUGCGCUGAGUACUUCAGGAAAAAGAAAAAAACAAAAACACAUUCUUAAAAAGAGAGCGACCUGCCAAGGGCUGGUGGACAAAGCCUAAGUACUUGUGCCUGAGAAAAAUCUCGUUCCCAUGGAGAUGACUUGCUGUCUGGUGGACACCAACAGUUCCCGUGACUCCCAGCCCCUUCCCUUUCAGUUUGUUUUUGAUAUUUUUGCACUGAGGGUUGGAAAUGAUUAACUUAUUACUGAAUAAUUAGGAUGUUCAGCGAUUUUUUGGGGGGGGGUUACAAUUAAGCAGAGACUAGUCUCAACUGAAAAGGUUGUUAUACACUCAUUUCUAAAAUAGCGUAUUUAUGCUUUUUCCUCAUUACUGUUCCCCUAGGGUUUUUAUGUGUGACAGAAUUGUACAGCAGUUUUCAAAGAUUAAAACAAGGAUCAGAAAGUAAUGUAAGCAGAAUGGAUUUUAGGUUUGUUUUCAUUUUCAGUUUUGCUGUAAGGUUUUUGAAUGUACGGCCUCUCUCUCUUAAAGGAAUCGGACCGUGUCAAAGUGUAUGGAUCUCAUGCAUUUUUGCCACUUGACAUACUGUAUGUUUAGUUGAAAGGUAAUUGCUGCUUUGUAAUGUCGUUUUGUUUUUUUUUUCCAGUUUAAAAAUUAUUUUACUUGGUGAAAUGCACUAUGGCAAGGAAGGAAAACAAAUGCACUAAAUCAGUCUUCACUGCAUAGGAAUUUAUUUGUUUUCACUAUCCAAAUCAACAUAAACUAAUCCGCAAAUUCAGCAUUGACAGUUGACAGUUUUAGGAUUUCAGGUGAGAACCAUUUUUUUAUGAAUAUUUUAGAGAGAGUGAGAUACCUCACUGUUUCUAAAAUAAACCACAGAUACUGAAGAGAUACAACACAAGAGGAAAUCAUUCUAUCCUGUUGAGUAUACUGGCAGUAGUCAGACCACUGCCCUGUUAGUUACUGCAUUUGGUCAAGAGAAAGAUAUCUUGACAGCUACCUGCCAGACUGCAAUUGUAUUGGUGGUCGUGGGGGGGGGGGGGCAUUAAACUUGUAAGUCUAAGGCAACAGUUGCGCUACAGUUCACUAGUACACAGAAAAUAAAGUAGAUUAAUGUUGUCCUGAAGAUGAAGCUGUCCUAUUUUGGACACAAGAGAGGAUUUAAGAUUUUUUAGUAACUAAUGGAAUGGUUCUCAAAGGCCUCAGUUUGCUUCAAACUUGCUAGUACACACACUGUGCUGUCCAACCACAUGUAACAUUUCUAUGCCCUGUUGUCCCAAGUCUCCCCAGGAAUGAUGUCUUUUCAUGUUUUUGGCAUGGAUCUUAGCCAGCUAGCUUUGUUGGAAGAUGAUGUCCUCAUUAAUAAAAGAUGUAACUUUUGUUGAAUUGUGGCCACAAGUGACAUUUACAAGUUGUUAAAUGUGAGAGAAUAGUAGUAAUAGAAUUUUAAAGUGCAAAAUAAUAAUAACAUAACUUCUAAUUACUGAUAAGUAAUUAGACAGGAAUAUAUAUAUGUGUGUGCAAUGUCUGGGUGAUUGUCAGUUUUAGAAAAUUUCAAAAAUUGUCAGACAUAGAUGAUUGUAGCCAAUUUAAUAAGCUCACUGUUUGAAGCAUACUGACGCGUCAAGAGUGCAACGGUUUGGAAUUGUUGUUCAUAGCUGUUUCCAUUUUAAGCUUAUACAAGAGAGAAAAAUGUGUAUUGAAGCUGAAACCACUAAGGAGGGCAAUAACCUUUUUUUUUUUUUUAACUGAGUGAAUAAAUCUGAAAUAUCUAAGUUGGGGGUUUCUUUUCUGCACAUAUCUUUUGAUAGCUUACCUAAGAUAUUUGGCAAAUCUGAUAUAUUUUACUACAUUUUCUGAACUGAGAUGCUUCUACAUGGAUAAAAGUUGAACAAAACAGAAAACUGACCAAAACAUUUACAGGCUGUAUUUGAUUUGAACGCUCAGAAAGGUUCUUUGAGGGGUUUCAAAAAGUAUUUUGAAAACAUUUGGAAUAAUGAAUGAAGGGAAUGCGUGAGAAUAUGGAGCUCCAAAGCCCACCAUAUUACUUAAUGGAAAAUAAAAUGCAAUUGGUGAAAUCAAGAAACUUUUAAGAACGCAACUCAUUAUUAUGAAAUGACACAUCAUCAUUUUCAGGUUCUCAUUUAUAUUUCAUGUAUUUUUAAAUUAGCAAUUAGCUGCUACCAGAUUUAGCCUAUUAGAACCUCUUGGCAACAUCGGUUCUGAAGUAAUUCUGGAUUCACCUUCUAGCAGUUCAUGUAAAUAUUCACAACGCAGACACGGAAACUAAUUUGUCUUCAUUAUUAUUCAGCUUUACCAGGCUACUCAUGCUAUCUGUGCAGCUUAGCAGGGUUGGUUUGGCAUCCAAGUGAAUAGAUUAUUAGCUUAAUAGCAGCAGCUAACAAUAGCUGGUUAAUUCAGAGUUAUAUCAGUGUUCUGAAUAUAAAAAAAAAACUUGCUUACACUGGUUCUUCACUUUAAUGGUAUUAAUCUAGGUUUACAAGCUAGCAACGUAGGUAGCAUGAGCAGCCUUGUUUAGUUAAGGCUUUGAAGCUAAAGAGGUUUAGUUGCUGUGUUUAUUAGUUUACAUAAGCAGAUACAUGGUUUAUUCAGGAUUACUUUGAUAUUGGUGUUGCUUUUGCUAACAGGGGCUUACUGGCUAAAUUUGGUUGCAGUUACUAUAAGGACAACACUACCGUGUCAUAACAAAAGCUAAAAGACUUGAACGAAGUUAUGCCUAUAGUGAAAUUGAGUUUCAUAAUAAUGAAUUAGUUUGUUUUUAUUCACAGAAUUUAUUUAGGUGUAUUUAUUUCACAAUAUCUUUAUUUCUUCAAUAUUGUGAGAAUGUGAGAAAGUUAACAGAACAAAAGAAAACUAAAUAAUUGGCCUGUUGAUAAUGAAGUGUGUACUGUGCAAAUAUCUGUGGAUAUCUGUCCUGGCUUCCUGUGGAGAAGACAAAUUUUUUUUUACAUUUUAAAAAGCUGUCAUAUUUCCUGGCAGCCCAGAGAAUGCCAUUUCUGCAAAUGAUGCUUUCACUUUCACAUUUAUUCUAGUUUCUCCUCAAUUAAGGUGGGUAUUUUAUGCUUUCCUUGGCAUCAUUUUGUGCGGCUCCGUUGUUCCUUGUCAGAAGGGGCAGUUUGUGUGUCUGUAACUCAGGCUGCUCUUAGGCUGUUUUCAGGGCUUCAUGUACACUGCUUGUUUUUGUGAUUUUGUCUGCCAUUAAUGCUCAACCUACUGCUAGUGCAUUAGUUAAAAUCUAUGCAUACACACUUGUUUUCUUGAAUGCUUAAAGUGGCUGUCAAGAGAUGCCAAUGGUGGAGACUAUGUGACAUUUGAUGUAAAUCUGUACAGGGUGCUAACCCUCAAACACACUGCAGUUAGAUCGGGGUGUGUCCCAAACUGUUUCCCAGAAAGUUCUUCCUGUUGUUUGACACUUGAAAAGGAUCAGCAGAUCCUGCACAGGACUGGAUCCAGUGAUCACGAGCAGUGAGCAGAAGUGGACCAGUCAGACUGAGUGGAUGAUGAGGGAAGGCCAGUGUAUAUACUGAGGAUGCACCAAACAACCCAAGUGUAGUAGUUUUGUUAACCUUGAUGGUUUGAAAAUGCUGUACUGUACAUUUGCAAGGGGUCAUUCUGCUGCCUCCCUCAGUUGUAAUGUUUACUGUACUCUUUGAUAUCUCUGUACUGGAAAGGUUAAAUAUAUUUCUAGAGUGGAUCUGGAUUUUAUGCAAACUGUUGUUUUUUUUUUUCCUGUAAUUAAAAGCAAUAAAUAUAAAAAUUC